Messenger RNA from Aspergillus aculeatinus CBS 121060, 1299 nucleotides. RefSeq names its product acyl-CoA dehydrogenase. The transcript is spliced from 4 exons. Gene Ontology annotation, cellular component: mitochondrial inner membrane. Gene Ontology annotation, biological process: fatty acid beta-oxidation using acyl-CoA dehydrogenase; fatty-acyl-CoA biosynthetic process. Gene Ontology annotation, molecular function: fatty-acyl-CoA binding; glutaryl-CoA dehydrogenase activity; flavin adenine dinucleotide binding. The record is from RefSeq and is a predicted model, not a curated record. The coding region runs from base 1 to 1299 and encodes 432 amino acids. Lineage: Eukaryota; Fungi; Ascomycota; Eurotiomycetes; Eurotiales; Aspergillaceae.
AUGAACCCGUUCGUUCUCCGCACGGCCUCGCGCCACCUCCGGGCGGCAAACCGCCUAUAUGCAGCACCUGCCACUGCCGCGUCACUCGCCAAUUCCAAACGUGGAUAUGCGACUUUUGACUGGGAAGACCCUCUGGUUGCAUCCGAACUGUAUACUGAGGAGGAGUUGGCAAUUCAAGAUACCGCCCGGCAGUACUGCCAGGAACGUCUGCUGCCUCGUGUUCUCGAUGCCUACCGAAAUGAAGACUACGACCGCAAGAUUCUCGAGGAAAUGGGCGAGCUCGGCCUUCUCGGCGCCAGCAUCGAAGGAUACGGAUGCGCAGGAGCCAGCACCGUGGCAUCUGGAUUGAUCACCAAGGAAGUUGAGCGCGUGGAUUCGGGAUACCGCUCAGGGAUGUCGGUGCAGAGCUCUCUGGCAAUGACGGCCAUUCAUGACUUCGGUACGCAAGAGCUCAAGGAUCGCCUCCUCCCCGAGCUGGCGAAGGGCAAGUUGGCUGGCUGCUUUGGCCUCACCGAACCCAACCACGGCUCCGACCCGGGCUCUAUGGAAACAGUGGCACGGGAGCAUCCCACUAAGAAGGGAUACUACUUGUUAUCUGGUACCAAGACCUGGAUCACCAACUCCCCGAUCUCGGACAUCAUGGUUGUCUGGGCUAAGCUGCAGACCACGGGCAAAAUCCGGGGGUUUGUCGUCGAGCGCAGCCAAUGCCCUCCUGGCACGCUGGAAACCCCCGCCAUCAAGAACAAGACCGCUCUGCGUGCCUCGAUCACGGGCAUGAUCCAGAUGGACGACUGUCCUGUCCCUGCGGAGAACAUGUUCCCGGAGGUACAGGGCCUUGCGGGUCCUUUCACAUGUCUUAAUAGUGCUCGGUUGGGUAUCGCGUUUGGCGCCAUGGGUGCCCUUGAGGACUGCUUGGACCGGGCCCGGACGUAUGCCCUGGAAAGGAAGCAGUUCAAGGGCAACCCAUUGGCGAAGUACCAACUGAUCCAGAAGAAGCUGGCGGAUGCGGCGACGGACGCGGCUUACGGUACCCUGGCUGCGACGCAAGUAGCGCGGUUGAAGGAUGCUGGCAAAUGCACCCCUGAAAUGAUCUCGAUGGUUAAGCGACAGAACUGUGAUCGUGCCUUGGCUAACUCGCGGAUACUCCAAGAGGUCUUCGGCGGCAAUGCGACCAGCGAUGAAUACCAUAUUGCCCGCCACGUUGCCAACUUGUUCGUGGUGCAAACCUACGAGGGACAGAGUGACAUUCAUACUCUAAUACUUGGACGGGCCAUCACGGGCGUUCAAGCCUUCGUCUAG